This is a messenger RNA of Asparagus officinalis (garden asparagus), 605 nucleotides long. Its product is annotated as mannose-specific lectin-like. The record is from RefSeq and is a predicted model, not a curated record. NCBI's taxonomy places the organism in Eukaryota, Viridiplantae, Streptophyta, Magnoliopsida, Asparagales, Asparagaceae. The transcript has a single exon. Bases 87 to 605 code for a protein of 172 amino acids.
GUUUGCCUGUAGUUGAUGAACACUUGGGCAGAUCGAGCAACCAAAUUAUAAGCAUAGGAUUUUAUCCAUCGGAUCGGAGAACGAAAAUGAAGGCCGUCGGUUUGAUUCUGGUGCUACUAGCUUCCGCAACCACGCUCUUUGCCGCCGCUCGCUCCGACCUCGCCGACCGUCAACGCUACUCAUCAUCCAAAUAUAAUUAUUAUGAUACUCCUGACUCCAACGUUCUCUUCUCCGACGUAGGAGGAGGCAAGCUCCCCACCGGCCAGCGCCUGACCUACCGAGACUAUCACCUCGUCAUGCAAGAUGACUGCAACCUCGUAGCCUACAACAAAGACCGACCAAUUUGGGCCACGGGCACCUGGGGCCGGGGCCAGAAUUGUUACCUCACCCUGCAAUCCGAUGGCCAGCUCGUCCUAUACGGUCAAGUUCUUCCGUUCAAAUGGUGGAGAGCGACCGAAAUCUGGAGAACAAACCAAAAGGGGACGGAGGGAGUCUAUGCUCUCGUCCUCAACUACGACGGCAGCGUUCAUGUCUACGGCCCAACCCUCUGGUCAUCACCAUCUGGCUCGACUGCUAGUCUGCUACGCCUGCAGCUUCCUCAUUAA